Molecule: messenger RNA, 1159 nt
Organism: Diospyros lotus (date-plum)
Lineage: Eukaryota; Viridiplantae; Streptophyta; Magnoliopsida; Ericales; Ebenaceae
Exons: 3
Coding region: 38-1159 (373 amino acids)
Source: RefSeq, a predicted model, not a curated record
CACACAGCGAGGCAGAAGAAUUAACUAGAUAAAUUAGAUGAGGAAAGUUUGUCCCAAUAUCGAAAGAGAAGAUGGGCUGGAGACGAUCCUGGAGGUGCCCAUCCCGGAGGAGAUGUUCACCAGCAUGGGCAGCAACCUCGCGCUUCGAUGGCAGAACAUGGCCACCUGGAUGAAGGCCCAGACGCCGGAUAAGUGGUCGUCCCCCAUUAUCGCUGGCCGCUACAACGAACUCACUUUCCUUCUCUACGUCGUUGGCUCCCCUCUCAUUCCUCUCCAGGUCCAGGUCGACCAUGCCGUCCACCGCCCCGUCCGCCACUCUUCCAUCGAAGCUUCGACCGCGAAAUACAUCAUACAGCAGUACAUGGCAGCAACUGGAGGGCCACCGGCGCUGAACUCGCUGCAGAGCAUGUGCGCGAUUGGGGAGGUGAGGAUAAGCGCAUCUGAUUUUCACCAGGGAGAUGAAAGCGUGAACGUGAGGAGCACCGAGGAGGCCGGGGGAUUCGUGCUUUGGCAGAAGAAUCCAGACUUGUGGUGCUUGGAGCUGCUUGUCUCAGGCUGCAAGGUUAUCUCCGGAAGCAAUGGCAAGAUCUCUUGGCGCCAAUCUUCCAACCAGCAAACCCCCAUCUCCAAGGGCCCUCCCCGACCCCUGCGCCGCUUUCUACAGGGAUUGGAUCCAAGGUCUACGGCGAACCUGUUUCUGGACGCAGUGUGCAUAGGAGAGAAGAUCAUCAACGACGAAGACUGCUUCAUCCUGAAGCUUGACACGAGCAAAUCAGCCUUGGAAGCACAAAGCGGCCCCAAAUACGAGAUCAUCCACCACACGAUCUGGGGCUACUUCAGCCAAAGAUCCGGCCUCCUCGUGAAAUUCGAGGACUCGAGGCUCCUCACCGUGAUGAACAGCGAAGACGACAGCCAGGGCGUCUUCUGGGAAACCAGCACGGAAACGGUGAUCGAGGACUACAAAUACGUGGAAGGCGUCAACAUCGCGCACAGCGGCAAGACCUUUGUCACAGUGUACAGAUACGGCGAGCAAUCCGCCAAUCACCGGAGGCAGCUCGAAGAGACGUGGAAGAUUGAGGAGGUCGAUUUUAAUAUAUGGGGCUUGUCUACGGAUUUCUUCAUGCCGCCUUCGAGCUUCUCCGGCGAGAAAGAAAGCUGA